Molecule: messenger RNA, 336 nt
Organism: Trypanosoma brucei brucei TREU927
Lineage: Eukaryota; Euglenozoa; Kinetoplastea; Trypanosomatida; Trypanosomatidae
Product: ARP2/3 complex 16kDa subunit, putative
Exons: 1
Coding region: 1-336 (111 amino acids)
Biological process (GO): regulation of actin filament polymerization; Arp2/3 complex-mediated actin nucleation
Cellular component (GO): Arp2/3 protein complex; actin cytoskeleton; cytoplasm
Molecular function (GO): actin filament binding
Source: RefSeq, a predicted model, not a curated record
AUGAAAGAAUUAAAAGAACUUCUGGAUCAGAUACAGCAAACCACGUAUUCUCAACUAACAUCAGCGGCUGUAAAAGAAGUAUCAAGUCAACUCCACACCAAAGGGACCAGCAGUAGUGAAAUAAAACACGUACUACAAGGAAUCAACGAAAGGCAGCAAGACACACUCAUGAAAGUUCUUUACUUCUGCCUCGAUCGCGACGCAAAAAACAGCAAAACAUACCUGCUGUGGCAUGCAGAACUCCAUAACAUAACAGGAACAGGAUCCAUUUUACGUGUAAUGGCAGAAAAAAACAAGAAUUACGAUGCGCAAAACAAAUCAAACGAAAAAAAAUAA